Molecule: messenger RNA, 1002 nt
Organism: Orbilia oligospora ATCC 24927
Lineage: Eukaryota; Fungi; Ascomycota; Orbiliomycetes; Orbiliales; Orbiliaceae
Exons: 3
Coding region: 1-1002 (333 amino acids)
Source: RefSeq, a predicted model, not a curated record
AUGCAUUUGAAAAGAACGGUCGCCGUUGGGCUGAGUCUGGCAGGAACCACAACCGCAGGUGUACUUAAACCUCGGUCGACACUCAAAUGCAAUGCUGACAAUUGCCUGCGAGCCAUACGUGCAUCCCAUAUUCCAACUCGCCUAGCGCAGGCAUCUAUCGACUGUUCUCAGUUUCUAGCUGGAAUUAUCGGCGGCGGCGGCGAGGAGCAGCAUGCUACAUACACAAUCACAGAAUCGGCCACCGUAACUUCUGUCUCAACCAUUACUCUCCCAACAACUACAACCGACGACUUCCACACGACCCAAACCGCUACCGCCGGGUCGGAAACAAUCACUAUAACGGUUCCUCUACCUGGCGGACAGACUGCCAAAAAACGGCAAGCGACCAUAACAAUCCCAGCUUAUGCAUCCUUAUGUUCUGGUCCUGUCCGAUUUACAAGUGCUUGCGCUUGCAUCGGUGUCGCAAGUGUCCCGCCCGCAGAGACAUGUUUCCAUACGAAAACAGUAUCAACAACGAUUACAAUCCCGGCCACCGAAACAGUCUACACUACCGCCACAGAAAUAACCACAUUAGCAACUACUACAACCGUUACUCCUCAAGAAAUCGUAAAAUCGGUUUAUCGCUACAGAGUCCGUACUUUCGACGGUACCAACGCCGCAUAUCUAAAGGCCCUACAGGGUCCUGUCUAUCUUGUAGAAGAUAUCGCAGAAGCGACCUAUUUUACAUCAAGUACAGGGCUAGGAUCAGUAUAUAGUGCAGAUGAAUUGGAUCUAGCGUUACAAGCAUUCGGGGAUGGAUCGAACCUCGCGUAUGUUCAAAUGGACGAUACUGAUUUGAGCUUUCAGUAUUUUCCAAUUCAGUGCGAGGUAAAGCCAGGUGGGAAUAAAUUGGAUUGCCAGCAUGGUAUUAGUAAUGUCUUUGGAAGAAUAGGGCAGAAUUUGAUAUUUGGCCCUAGCGAUAUACAGGUGGACGCUCUCUUAGAAUUGACGGCUGUUGCGUGA